Messenger RNA from Tetrahymena thermophila SB210, 3969 nucleotides. RefSeq lists its product as hypothetical. The transcript has 6 exons. The record is from RefSeq and is a predicted model, not a curated record. Lineage: Eukaryota; Ciliophora; Oligohymenophorea; Hymenostomatida; Tetrahymenidae.
AUGGAAGUGGCUUCAAGAGAAGAGUUCAAUAAUAGAUUUUAUGAUUAGAGCUACAUUCACGAAGAUCAAACUUUGAACAAAUCGUUUGACAAAAAUCAGAAUAAAGUCAUUUUUGUUAAGCACACAGAUGAAAGAAUCCAAUCAAAUAAGAUAUCUUCAAAUGCUAAAGAACUAGACUCAAUUUUAAAUAAAUAUAAAGCUAGUCCUAAGCAUGUUGACAGCUCAUUCAGAUCAUUUUAUGAAAAGAGUAAUAGAAGCUCAGGGAGUUUGAAUAGCAAUAAAUAAAAUUCAUAAAAGACUAUUGAUUCUAAAAGAGGCUAUGCAAACUCAAAAAGCAACAAUCAUAGUAAUAACCAAUUAAAUACUUCUAACCCUAACCUAAAACAUCAUACCAAAUAAUAUUAAAAUUAUGUGAAUGAAGCUAAAAACACUAAAAUAAAUUAAGAAUCCAAAUACGAAUAGCAUUAAAACCUCAACUAAAAUAAAAUAUUUAAGUAACUUCAAUAUGCUGAUUAAAAGAAUGUUUUUCAUAGGUUAUCUCGGUAGAGUCCUUUGAAAUAUGAUAGUAAUAUUAAACCCACUUAAUAAAAUCAACUGAAAAAGUAAAAUAGCUAAAAUUCUAAAAUUGGGAAAGAAGAUUUAGAUUAUAAGCAGCAAGUUUUUAAAGAAAAUUAUACAUAAAAUAUCAACAAACAAUAUAUUUAAACAUUUAAUUCUCCCCCUAGAAACUGUAAUUAAUUUUAGAAUCAAAAAUAGUAAAGAGUAUAAUUGGAAAAUUCUAAAUCUCCUAAGUAGAUUAAUGACGUGAAUAGUAAAAAUUCAAAUGAUUCGUUCCUUCAUAUAAAAUAGCUUCAAUAGCAUUUAAACUGUUAUUUAGGAGAUAUUAGUAAAUUUAAAUAAUCAGAAAAAUAAAAUGACAACUAUUUUGCAAUUCCAAUGUAAAAAAGAAGUAACAGCAUUUUAUCUGUUUAAAAGGAAAGAUCCUCGCAUUCUCGUAGUAAGACUGAAUAAUAAACAAGAUCAACUUCUCCAUAAAAAAAGUAGAACUCUGAAGAAAUAUCUGAAAUUUAUGUUAAAAUGGUAGAAAUAGAAUGUGAGCAAAAAGAAUUAGAAAUGAAAUAAAAUAUAUUAGAGCAAUACAAAAAGCUGCUUAAGCAUAAAAUUGAAGCUAAAGAUAAAAAACAAAUAACAAAAAUCAAAGCGCUAUAGAAAGACUUGUAAAUCAACUUAAAUAUUUUAGAUGAAAAUUUAAAUGAUAUAAGCAAUAUUGAGGCAUGCGAUGCAAGUCAAAAUAAUUACAAUACUCCUAAAGAUAUGGAUGAAAAUAAAAAACAAAUCCGAUUUUAAUUAACUGAAGAAGAUUAGAUGUCUUAAACUGUAAAAAAUCUAAAAAAUUCAUAAUCAGCUAAAUCCUUCAAUAGCAAUCCAACAAAAAGUAACAUUAAAAAUAAGCUAGUCCCUGAAAAAACCACAAAAAAUUAAAUGUAAAACUAAAAGCAAAAAGUGAUAUAUUCUGAUCUGGUGAAGAAGGCUAAAAAUUAGGUUGAUUUAAAUGAAACUCAGCAAUAUAAACCUUGUCUUCCUAAUAUUCUAAUGUAGAAAAUUAAGGAUCAAGGCAAGUAAACUGAGAAAUAAUUAUAAACGAAUGAUAAAAAGCAAUAAAUAUAAAAAUAAAAAUCUCAAUCACCUUCAUAUUAAGAUCAAAAAAAAUAAAAAUCAACUAUCUAGCUUAUGCAGGCAAGAGAGGAUUUUCUAAAAAAAUGCUCUCAAUAGAAAAAAGACUAGUUGAAUACGAGAAAACUGAAUGUAAAAUAGUAAGAAAAUUAAAAAAAUGACAAUAUUACUUACAGCAGAUCAAAUAGCAGUAAACUCAUUAAUAAUAAUUCCAGUAAAUUUAUUAACUACACCAGUAAUAAUAUUUCAAAUAAUAAUAGCAGUAAUACUAUUCAUAAUAAUUCUAAUAGACAAAAAAUAUAAGUUAAUAAUACUACCAAUACAAAUGAUUAUGAAAAUUACCCUAAUAUAUAUAGCAAUAACAAUAAUAAAAAUUCUCCAUCUUUUUCUAAGUAAAAAUCCAUCACUAUUGAAGACACUAAAUAAUCAUCAAAUAGAGAUAUUUAAGAAAAUGAAAAUAUAAAUAGUAAUAGCAAGUUGCAAUAGUCUACUACUACAAAUAGCACUUUCUAAAAUCCAUCUUUGAAUUACAGAGAAUAAGUAUUUCCAAUUAACCAACAUGAUAUGAACUUAAAGAUUAAUGAACUUAGAACUUGUAUGACAGUAUCUAACCUUACAGCACAAGAAGAGGAAAAUAAAAAUUUAUCUUAAUUUAAUUAUAUUGUAAGUGAAAACUAAUGGAAUUCACAAGUUGAAAGCAAGGGAAACAUUUCUGCCAAUCUGCAACAAGCUUAACCUAACUAAUUCAAUACUAGCUAAUUUAUUUAAAGUAAUAAAAACAUUUAGCCAAUAUAAAAUAACUAUAGUUCGUAUACUAUUUAUGGCUGCCCUUCAUAAAAUGAUAACAAUAGAUACGCAGAAUAUAAUUUAAAUCACGAUACAAAUUAAAUUGAAAUAAAUUAGAGCAUUUCUAAUCUAAACAACUUAAACAACAAUCAACAUACAUCUCUAUUUGUUAAUGACCCCAAAAUAUCUUUCACUAACUUGAAUAUUGAAAAUGUGCAAAGCAGCCCAAAGUGGUAAGAAAAUGAGAAUAAUUUUAAUUGGAAAGGUGCAGCUGAUGGGUAAUUAGAUAAUGUUAUGUAAUGUUCUGCUUCUCAUAGUUAUAUUAAAUAAAUGAUUUAACAAACUAAUUCAACUUAAACAAAAAACGCUUUUAAUAAUAACGAGUUAAAAACAAAAGAAUUUGAUGAGCCAGAAGAUUUUAUCAAUAAAAAUAUUAAUUGGUAAUUUGAGAGAUCGUCAUAAAAAGAUAUUUAAGCUCUUUAAUAAGAAGAACCAUAUGAUUUAAGCCAAAUAAAUGCAAGUAGAUCAAUCAAUAUUUGUAGUAACGAUUAAUUUUAAGCAACAAUUCCUCUUUAUAUCCAGCAAAGAUCAGAUUCACCAUAAAACCAAUAAAACUAAAAACCUCAUACGAGUAAUAGAUUACAUGCUAACUUAUAGAAGUAGAUAAAUAAAAUAUUAGAGGGCAAUCAACAGAAUGCUUAAUAGAUUAAUUAAGAAAUAAAAUAUCCAACUACAGAGGAAGCAUGCAAUCAGCAAUAAAAAAUAUCAAAACCUAAAGAAGCCUUAAGUUAAUAGAACAAACAAUUUCUUAAAAUUUGUAAUUAAUAAGAUUUGAUAAGCAAUCAAGUCUUUGAUAAUGAAGUAUUUGAUAUUGAAAAUUAAAAAUACGAUAUUUUAGAAAUUCAAUCUCCUUAGUAUAAAUUAAUAAGAGAAGCAAGCUUAAAAAGUGAGAAACUCUAGCUGCUAUAAUUUUAACUUCAAGAGCAAUUACUAAAAAAUUUAGAAGAGGAAGAAAAAAAAAUAAGUUUUUUAUCUGCCACCUAAAAUGUAGUGGAUGAUAUCUCUUCAAGAAAUAUGAAAUGGCUGCAAAGUAGAGAAAAAAAAUUAAACCAAAAGAAAGAAUAAAAAAGUAAAAAGGAGCUAGAUGGAUGUACAUUUAAGCCUAAUCUGCUUAGUUAAAAGUAUUCGAAUGACAGUCACAGUCCUUCUAAAUUUUCUUCAAAUUCUCAUCUUGACUAAUAGCAGCUAACAAUAAGUAAUGACUCUAAUUUUUCAAAUAAAAGUAAAAGUCCAAUAGCAAGAUAUGAAAACCCAAGCUCAAAAGAUAAGCUAUCAAUAUUUUCAAAGUCUUAAUAUGGAAGCUCUUAAGUGUUAAGCAAGCAGAAUAGCAAUUCUUCAAAUUUUGUAUAAAAAAACAAAUAAAUAAACCCAAAAGAAAAUAAACAAUAAAAUAUAAGUUACCAAUAAAUGAAUUUCAAAAAAAGAGGAUCUCUUCAUAAAAUAAAUUGA